Fusarium falciforme is the source of this 1884-nucleotide messenger RNA. Its product is annotated as DDE-Tnp-1-7 domain-containing protein. The transcript is spliced from 3 exons. NCBI's taxonomy places the organism in Eukaryota, Fungi, Ascomycota, Sordariomycetes, Hypocreales, Nectriaceae. The coding region runs from base 1 to 1884 and encodes 627 amino acids. The record is from RefSeq and is a predicted model, not a curated record.
AUGGCCACGCUCUCAAUUCCACAAGAGGCACAAGCCCUCAAUGCCUAUGACGACAAGAGCUUUAUCAAGGAAAAUCAUAGUUAUCAAAUGCACCCUAAUGACCCGACCCGGGUGGCUGUUUUUCCGGCCGAAAAGGCCCGCGGCACCGACUUUGAACCCUUCCCCGUAGAGACACGCAACUUCCACAUCAACAUACCGCCGCCAUCGCCGCUGCAGCUAUUCCAGCUUUUCCUUCCUAUUUCCCUUGUUGAGAGAUGGGUCCAAUACACUCAAAGCUGGCUCUCGUGGCUCAAGGAAAAUGACGUUGUCGAUAGCUGGAAUCACCCAAUGACGAAGAAUGCCAGGCUGCGAGCUUGGCAAGGGACCUCUGUUGCAGAAGUAUAUGUAUGGCUUGGAGUGCUAAUUUAUAUAGGUUUACAUAAGGAAAGGACCAUUAAGAGCCAUUGGAGUACUCCAAAGCCGGGGGAACAGCGCCCUUUACACUCAAUCAUCAAGUUCAUGCCCUAUUGGAAGUUUCAGAUCCUUCACCGCCACCUUCGCCCUUUUGACUACACCAAGAUCGACGAGACCGCGCCUCUUCCGAAGGUAUUCCAAGCCUGUGAUGAGUGGUCUGAUCAUAUACAAGCUGCGUCGGCGGAGAUCUUUAUCCCGGGCUCUCAUCUCGCUGUAGAUGAGUGUAUGAUCCGCUUCACGGGCAGGUCUAAUGAGACAACAGUCGUCAAAGGCAAGCCCAUUCCUCGAGGCUUUAAGAUCUGGGUUAUCGCACAGCACGGCUUCUUUAUCCACUGGUUCUGGCACAUCACGGGCGCCCAAUACGGCGCCGUUGGUGUUGAGCUUCCUCCCGCAAAGCGCCGCUGCACCCGCCGCACGCAAGGAUCACAGGAGACACAGGGGAGCUCCUCAGACGAGCCUAUCGCCUUGAACUCGACUCAAAGCGUCGUCGUGGCCCUAGCAAAUAUACUGCCAAAAGCGACAUAUCACGUCUUCGUCGAUAACCUCUUCUCGUCGUCAGAUCUCUUCCGCAGCCUCCGUAUGCAUGGUCACGGAGCCACAGGCACGGCUCGACCUAACAGCGGCAUCAACGAGGAGCUUGUUCAUGAUCUCAGAGGCGAUAAAAGGCUCAGUACGAGCUAUGACUUUAACCAGGUUAAAGUGAUCCCUACGCCUGACAAUAAGGUCAACCAAGUCGCUUGGAAGGAUAGCCGCCUCGUCCUCUUCUUCACGACUGUCUUUUCCGGCGAGGAGCGAGUCGAACGUCGCAGGAAGAAGCCCACCUCCAAGAAGCCCGAGGCCCGGCAGAUACGCCGCUUCUUCGGCGAUGAAGUCAUCAAGGAUAUCUCUAUCCCUACUAUUGCCGCUGAGUAUAACGAUGAGAUGAAUCACGUGGAUCGGGGCGACCAGUUGAGGUCAUAUUACGCCUAUGAUCAUCCCUUGCGCCGCGGCCCUUGGCAGGCUCUUUGCUGGACCUUCCUGCUUGACGUUGCACUCGUCAAUAGCUAUGUUAUUCAGUUGCGGGGCCCGAAGCCAAGUUGGAAGCGAUUCACGACUCAGAGAGAGUGGCGAGAGUGCAUUUACAAUGAGUUAUUCAACACCUACGGCCAGGAAAGUCAGUCGCGGCAACGUUACAGAGCCGGCGACGAGCGUGACCUUCAAAACCCUGAUUUACAGCGUGUUCACAUCAAUCGAGAGGUCAAUCAUGUCAAUCGCAAGGUAAACUCAGACUGCCUAGCUUCCGUGUACCCCAGCGUCUUCGUCCAUCCCAUCGCCAGCCAGGCCGUGCCACCACGAUUCUGCCCUUGGUCCGUCCUAUUCCACGAGUUUGGCGAGGAGGAGUCGCACCAGCCUCCAAGCCUUCCGCAGCCAGACUCAAGCUUGACCGUAUGA